Messenger RNA from Podarcis muralis (Common wall lizard), 1107 nucleotides. It is a transcript of the gene GET1, whose product is annotated as guided entry of tail-anchored proteins factor 1. Gene Ontology annotation, biological process: tail-anchored membrane protein insertion into ER membrane. NCBI's taxonomy places the organism in Eukaryota, Metazoa, Chordata, Lepidosauria, Squamata, Lacertidae. The record is from RefSeq and is a predicted model, not a curated record. Gene Ontology annotation, cellular component: GET complex. Gene Ontology annotation, molecular function: protein-membrane adaptor activity.
GUCGACUUCAAUGCGUUCAGGCGGAGGCGGGCUGCUCCCCUCCACCUGGGCGGGUUUGAUAGGCUGUCUCGGCAAGAGGGUGACAGUAACUGUGACAUGUGCGCGCGUGCGCACACAUAACAGGAGCGCGUGAGCUCAGCGACCGCGGUUGUUAUUACGAAAAAAAAAAAAAUCCAGCGAGGCACAAACCACGGGGCGGGGGUGGUGGUGGUGAAGAGGGAGGAUGUGCGCUUGCGCAGUUUGAGAAGCGGCCGCGAGCCCGAGCCUUUUCUGUAGUGUUCCUUCUCCCCCUCCCCCACCCCAUUAUUCUUCUCUGGCGGAGGCGGGAGACUGGCAGCCGCUUUUCUCCGUCUUCCUCGCGUGUCUCUAAUCCCUUCCCCUCCCUCUGCCCGCCCCCCACGUCCAGUCCGGCCUGAGACAUGGACGAGGAGGUUCUAGUGGAGACGGGAGACGUGACGGGUGACGGCGCCUGGUUCCUCGUGUUGAGCUCCGUGUUCUUGUGUAACCUCCUCAAAAUCCUCCUGCCCUCUUGCUCCUCCAUUAUAUCCAGAUUGCUACAAAAGGAUGCUGAGCAGGAAUCACAAAUGAGAUCUGAAAUUCAGAACAUGAAGCAAGAACUUUCUACCAUUAGUAUGAUGGAUGAAUUUGCUAGAUAUGCCCGACUAGAAAGGAAGAUUAACAAAAUGACUGAUAAACUUAAGACUCAUGUGAAAACACGAACAGCUCAACUAGCCAAAAUAAAGUGGGUAAUAAAUAUUGUAUUCUACAUUUUGCAGGCUGCCUUAAUGAUCUCACUAAUCUGGAAGUAUUACUCUGAACCAGUUACUGUGCUUCCAAGCAAAUGGCUAGCUCCACUAGAACGUUUAGUAGCUUUUCCAACAGGAGUGGCAGGUGGUGUUGGCAUUACUUGUUGGUUGGUGGUUUGUAACAAAGUUGUGGCCAUUAUGCUUCACCCUUUCAGCUGAGAAGGAUUCCUAGUUUCAGCAGACUUCUCAGUUUCUUGUGAAAUACAGCAUCCAUACAUUGUACCAUCUGGAAUGUACAUGCCUAUGAAAAGCAGGCAGGGUUUGGGAUUGAGUAAUAAAGCAUCGAUAAAUCUUAAUACAA